AUGGAAGACCAACUUGUCAAUGAAGACGUGUCAAAAGAGCCAGACGAACAACCCAACGGACACUUCGCUCAGGGAGAAUCUCAGCCGCUGCACCGCAAGCACGUGAACAGCGACAGCUCCGAAAUACGGGAGGUGGCCAGCCAGUUUGUGAGCGACCUCAUCUACAGAGCCAAGGAGGUCGCCCAGAGGCAGCAGUCCUGCAUCGAGGAGGAGGAGGAAGAGGAGGAGGACAUGCCGCCCCCGCGGAGGAUACCCGACCUCAGCGCGGGACCUGCCAAGACGCCGCCCGAGAUCCAGAUCGACCUGGUGGGCUCUCGGACGCCGAGCCCAGAGGAGGAGGUGACAUACAUCGCGCCGGAGCCCAACUUCAAGAAGAAGAAGGUGAUUCUGCAGGACGACCACUCUUCGGAGGACAGCGAAAGCGCCAGUGAAGCGAGCCUGGACGUCCUCCCACGCAGAAAGCAGGGAAACGACUGUCGAGAUAUAGCCGACCUGAAGAACGAUCCUGAACUGCGGGAUUUUGCAGUCGCAUACAUCAAGGGCAUCCUCGAACAAGCUGCACUACUUGCUCAAGAGAGGGCUCCUGGCAGGGCGGAAGAACUUAUUUCAGAAAAUUCAGCUCUGAAAAAAGCAGCUGGACCCUGGUACUCUCGAAUUCGGGCGGCUGUCACUCGCUGCCUCAGGACGGGAUGCUUCUGCGUCGUUCGACGCCAACCUUCGUCUUGAACGGGACGCUUGCACGUGAAGCACCCGCGUCUAUCGGUGUUCUCGACUGCUGCUUCCAGCCAGCACUUCUCCUUGUUCAAUUUAGUUUUUACCCCAUGGAUUGGCUCCCCUUCCCCUGGGGUAGGCCAGUAUCUGAAACCGGAAUAUGGACUGAAGAUAUUACAUAUUGGACACCUUCAAACGUCCCAUUGCUCAGGGCAAAUCAAAGCUCCAUGUUUCUUUUAUAUGACCCCAAAGGAUUGCUUCGAGGGGUUUCUGUAUGCUUAGUUUGGCUCAAGAUGUGGCACUUUUCUUUGUUGAGUAUUAGAAAUUUCGCUGGGGCAGUAUGGCUACAGACCUAGGAUCAAUUGUGUGUGUCACACCGUUAUCCAAACCAAAAACCAUAAAAACUGGCCGUUAAUAUGAGUGUUCUAAAAUGGGCUGUUUGUGCAUGGGAUGAUCAAUUUGUUGUUUCUUUGUGCAGCAGCGACAGAGGCCAUAGUGCAUCAAGAACAGUGCAUAUGGGACGUUAGCUUUUUUAUGAAAUUCAUUAAAGUGCCUUUGUUAACCUUACAAAAGAAGACAAGAGCAUAUAAAAUGUGUGACACUAAUUGAAUACUGUAAAAUUCGAGGGAUACCAAAAUGCUGCCCCAGUUUAAUUGGGGUUCCUCUUAGUCGACCAUAUAGUAGUUUAUUUGGAACGUAGUAUGAAUUAACUACCAAAAUGUUUGUCAUAUUUUAGAUAAUGAUGAAGAAAUCUGUUCAAGAUAGACAUUUUGAAUGUUGCCACUAAACAUCUUACUAUCUUCAAUUAAUCCUGACAUUUCAUGGUAUUCAGAAACUUCCCUUCUUAAAAUUGAAUGAAUUAUACUUAUGUUUUCUUAUUCUUAUCAAUUGAGCUAUCCUUUGACAAAAACUGGGUGACAGCACAUGGUGUGUUCUUAUCUUUUUCUUGUUAUCAGCAGUCCUAUGCAAGCAGAGUUGAUUAUCUUUUUUUACCUUGUUUGUAACAUUUAGUUAUCACAGUUGAUGUGUGACAUUAGGAAGAUUGUUUCUAAAAGCAGUGCCAGAAAAUGACGACAAAAAAUUAGAUGAAGCAGUUUUCUGUACAAACAUAAAGGAGAAACAAGACUAUGCAAUAAGUCCGGAUGAGAUUGAGCUACCCAGCAAAAUGUCAUGCUACAAGCACGCUUUGUGCAUAGUCACUGGAACUCUGAAAGUACCAUAGUCAUCGGGGGCGGGGGCGUGCAGGCAACUUUGUGCGAUGGAGGCCAUAUUUGGUCCAUCGUGGCCAGUACUCCUAGCUAGGAAGUUGCAAACAUUGGACAGGCUGACAUUCUUAAAAACAGCGCGUUGUUUAUCUUUGUGCCAAAAAUGAAGAGUACCGCUAUUGCAUUACAAAUCAGUCAACCGACCCAGUUUUUUGUUUGGUAAACGAACACUGCACUCACACCGAAGAAGCCAGUUAAAUAUGUUGUCAAAGUGCAUAUACACAGCAAGAUUCUUCAGCCUAUAUUCAAGUUAACCUUUUUCCAGGAGGAUAUUUAUGUAAUAAUCAGAGAAGGGCAAAAAAUAUUCAGUUUGUCAGUCUGCCUACCGUCGUGUGCCCAGACUGGAGACUUGUUGAAUGUGUGCAUAAACACUAUGCCGUUGUUUUUUGUUCUCUAGCACUGUGCAGAAGUAAAGGAAAUCUAAUGUAUUGUAACACUGAACUAGUGGUAAGCUAUGAAGGUUAUUUAUACAAUUAUUAUAUGCCUAAUUUUGAUGGAAGAAAAGCAACAGAGCUGGCACUUGCUUUCUAGAAGUAGGCGAUUGUCAAAUUGAGGUGCUACUCAAAAUAAAAGUAUGUAAAACCCAGAGCUACAGAUAAAGUGCAUCAGACACUUGAGACUUAGUAAUUUAUUUUACAGAACUUAUGCAACAACUACUCGAGCGCCUAUGCUUUAUGAGCCACAUUUUUAUCUUUCCUGGACUUCUUUUAGCAUCACUUUCCCCUUUUUAUUGUCUUUCAAGGUAAACAUUAGUUUACAGAGUCAAACCUCACAGAGAAACUUGCAGGAAGUUGCACAACACAUUUCGCUUUCUUUAUGAUGGAAAGCUGAAAUGACUCAACGUCAUUUCAACGUCUGUAAGCUUCCCAUUUCAUCUGAAGAAUUCGUAAUGGGUUGUGACAAGAAAAAAAGAGAUACUGUUUUCUUUCACUGUCAAAAGUUGUCCAUACCAUGUAGCUAUUGUCUCAUCAGCGCCGGGCUGGCAUUGGCACAGAACAGAAAUGUGCCCAACAGGUGGAUGUGACAAGCCUGCAAAACGAUUUUCUCCCACACUGUCGCUCGUGGGAAGAUAUAAUAUGACGACAAGAUGUUUUGGCGGCGCCCUCUUGUGGUCCCUGCCUGUGACGUCAUGACCAAAACGAUCAGUUGCUAAGGAAAAGUUUGAGGGUGUAUGCAAAAAAACACGGUGGAAGCCACUCAUCGCGCUCUUAAACCAACACCGUCAAAGUAGACAGUCUGGCAUUCCCCUUAGUUAAUUAAGGCUGAAUUGAUCCAACUAAAGAAGUCACAAUAUAGUGUUCGGUCGAUCGUGGAAGGCUGACCAAGGCUACACCUUUGGUCCCACACAUUACAGCAUGGCCGCUUGUCACUUCUUUCCGCAAUUGAGUUGCAAUGAGGGCCUUUGUUGAGCUUCUUUGAUUGCUGCAGCGAAGAGCACGACUGGCAUUCUUUGGAGUAUUGUAGAUAACGGCAUUAAAAAACGGAACGCAUGGCCGUAGCCAUGACGUGCGUGACAGCGAAGGGAAGGGCACUUUCGGAGUUCCGGCGAUUUUAUCUUUGUGUGGAGUUUCUGGGCAGCUUCAAGGGUACCACUGCACAAACAUAUGUUGCCCAUUCACCAGUAUUUUUGCCAGCUAUAAAGUUGUAGUGGCAAGCUUUUCUCAGAUCAUUGCUUGUGAAACAGUCUUAGAAAAAUAUGUAUGCUUAUAACAUGACAAAAAAAAAUACUAAAAGCCGGCAAAAUGCAUACUGUCUUCUAUGAUGAUGUGUAAAGUAAGAUUUCAAUCUGUAGCAAGCACAUAAGCGCUCAGCAACAACAAGGUUGUGCCGUGACGAUGCUGAAAUAGGUAAAUUAUCGUAAAACUCCAAGCUAUGUUUGUUUAUUUUUUUUUUUUUUUUUGUGUAAGUGUGAUUACUUGUCUUCUUUUUCUCUGUGUCGCCUUGAAAUAUGUCAAACAUUUCAAUGUGCUUUUUGGUCGUGUUCCCCAAACACCGACCCACGUGACUUCAUCCUUACAAUUCGGCUCUCUGCAUGCGAGCCGUACACAGAAAUUAAUAUAUGUAUUCUGCACGUACGUGUUGACUCUUGGGCAGGGGAUCGAACAGUGAACCUUCCGACUGUGUACUUCAACUGCGGCAAAUUACCCGUUUUAAUUUAGAGCAACAGGUUUCAAUCCCGUGAGGGAAACAAAAUUGGGUCACCCGACCAAAGCACCACUCCGAGCAAUGGGCCGUUGUUUCCCACAAGUGGAGUCAGAGGUGCAACAACUCUGUGCAAAUCGCGUGCUUCGUUGCUGAUUUAGGUCACUGAUCCAAACCGACCAGUGGAAUUCGCCAUAAAAGGAUGCCCCAACCUGUUUAAAUGUAAUGUAGCCAAUGUUUACGAUGUAAACACUGAGCUGCAUAGCCAACGAGCUGAACUACGUACAUCAAAUGGUUUCAUCUUGUCACCCAGAACUGUUCCUAUUGCACUCUGUCAAUCUGUUUGCACCUUCCUGACCCUGUGACAAGUUCCAAUUCCAUUUGAGCAGACUUUUUUUGUUUUGUUUUGUUUGGUGUCUGAGGUUGAUUGGUUAAAUUUUAGCCACCCACUGGACACUGCCACAAUACCUAAAGUGUGCAUUGGUUUUGACGCCGAAUGGGUUUAUGGCCUGGACUUGGCAAAUUUUCAAGACACUUAAUGCCCCACUCUUGAACUGAGUGGGAAAACACCAGUUGAAUUGGUACUAGCCAUUACGCACCAAGUUCAGCGUAAGCAGUAGAAGCAUUCUGCAAUUCACUGUUUUUACUCGAUAAAAGCCAAGAGGACAUGUUUUUUUUGGUUUUUUUUUACGAGUGGUGGGAAGGCUGCAACUAAACAAUACACCAAGUUGUGCCACUUGGUUCAUAACUGAGUCAAACUUACCAUCUAACUUGUGCAUUUAGAAAGGAUGGGCAAAUUUAAUGCCCAAUCUUUAGCUGAAAAUCAUUUUAAAACGUCAGUGUUUUGAAAUCGCACGGAUAUCACGUCACUCACUCGUUGUUACCGAAUCUUGGUCUGUCAGUGAAUGAACUUGGUACCUAAUCACAGGGUGUGAAACUCGCACACCAGAUCGUCGGAAAACUUUCUCCGGCCUAUGUGACGAGGAGAGUUAAGCCAUAUCCAGGAUUAACACAUUUCGAGCAGGUGAUGGGUGGACCAAUUAGGGCGAUCCUGAGAAGAAGCGCUUUCGGUACGCGCAAUGAAUGUCAUGCUUCACGCAUAUCUAGUCAUAAUUUAUUUAAGGGGAACGACGUUCGUAUCAGACAAGAUCCUCAACUUUGGCAAAAUUACGCUAAUUAUUUUCCGUAGUUGUGUUCAAUGAAAAAACUCGCGCAAGGAAGUGAGGUCCAACUGUGCCCAUUACGUAUGAACUGUGUGUGCCACCGUGUACGCAGUAUCCUUGGUCGCUCAUACUCAGUGUGAACUCCCAAUUAGGCAUUCUAGUAUUGCUCAGUAUCGAAAUGCUUCAAAGAGUUACAAAUGGCAUUGUAUAGCUGUGUCGAUGACGGCAACAUGGUCGCAUACCUGCUCAUCUCGGAAGUCAAAUGUGGUGCUACGCCAGGGUGGACGGAUGGAUACUUAAGGCAAAACUCUUUAAUUCGGGCGGUGGCUUGCGCUACCUAGCCAGAGUUUAAAUCAGGAACUUGCGCUUCCUGCAAAAUGCUCACUCGCGCAAGGAAGCUUUCUUAAACCACACGCUCGCGUCCAUACUUUCCGUAGCACUGCAGAGAACUGUUUAUAUGGACUCUCCGUUCUAUGCAUUACGUCGACACUGUUGUGUGACGUUGUCAAGUCUAGCAUAGUUUUCGCAGCACUAUCAACACUACUUGUGCGAGCGCAAGCAAACGAGCUGCAAGGUGAAGCCACGUGCUCGCGCGUUGUGCAGGUCUGGAAUGCUGUUGAAACUAGCCUAGCCUUGAUAACUUGGCACAAAAAAGCCGACGCCGUGCAUAGAGACCGCUGGUCGCUUAGCUUAGUGCGUACAUUCAUUUCCACGGCACAGAGUAUGCUUCAUCAUGCCCGUAAUGGAGGGAGCUUUCAUCAUCAAUCACCAAUUCGUUAUCUUGGCUAGUUGCUUUCAAGCUACGAGCCUAAAGUACAGAGUCUUAGUAUACUCCUCUUUCGUGUCAGCUAGAGCCACAACAUAAGCUACGCCUCCUCUCGGAGUAACGACGACCCUUCAGCCAUCUUGGCGCAUAAAAGCAUUGUCGCCAGUAUUCCGAGGCUUUGCCUGAAAUCGCAGGAAACGGAUUCCCGUCCUCCAGGAACGUCGAAACGGUCCGUAACAGGGCAACAAAAUAUCUCGCGAGCUUCCUGACACAGCUCAGCAAGUCGCAUUUUAGAAUCUGCGAUCGCCACUAGCGGCCGCUUUGCGUAAAAUGACAUAACAACAAUGCCCCCCCCCCCCCACAAAAAAAAGAAGAUUGCAGACUUGAGUGCUGAUACUCUAAGCGUAACUUAUUUGGUGACUCUAGUGUUGGCAAGCCAUGUCAAUGAAGUCCCUUGGCUACAGUGCAAGAUUCCUUAAAAAAGCGCGACGCCACAAUUUUUUUUUUAUUGCACUACAACGUUAUUUCAUGGCCCAUCUGCAAGCUGCAUGCUCAAGGGCACACACCAGAAGCUAGAGAUGCACAAGCGUUUUAUAAUCAAGCGGGCAAAACAGGCUUUCGAAGCAUUCGCAGUACAUACACACGUGACCACAAACUGCCAUUCAUAGGACUAAACGUGUUCACUCGGCUAAUCUCGUUCGUUUUUGUUCUCUCGUCAUUUUGGGCCUUUAAUUAUGUUUCAUUUUCUGUGACCAUGUAAAUUAGAUUUAACGUGUUUGGCGACGGUAACUUGCAAAACAAAUUAGGUUUGCCGACGGCAAGCUAGUCGUUACUGAAGUCACCGACAGCUUAUGAAGCGUAGGGCGUGUCAUGAACUACCAUGUUCGUGCGGCUUGCUUUGCGAUUGGUUCUUUGCCGUCCUUAUCGGCAAAUGCAGCAGUCUCAUUGGCUGCCAUACGAUAACGAGACGCUCGGGAGUCGUCACGCCCUGCGUUUCUUAAGCUCUCGGCGAGUAUAAUGCGGUGGUGAUGCCAAGGAACGACCUCACUUGAAAGAGAACAAAGGCUGUUGUUUGUUGUUGUCGUCCUUGGGUUGUUGGUGCGUCAUGUGACGCAUCCCUUUUUUUCUCUCUCUUUCCAUCCCCCCCGUUCGUUUUUUGGGUGUUACUUCAAACUGUGGUGUAAACUAAAUCCACGGAUAAAAAAAAAAAGAUAUUGAACACUGUCAAACUGCCUUACACCGUCACCGUCGUACGUCGCGCACCUUGCACAAUUUCUACGAACUGUAGAAACCCAGACGUGUCGGUGUUUUCUACACGACACAGACGGUUCAAACCGUCUGCCAUUUUCAAAUCUGCUUGUUCCUCGUUUGUGUCUGGCACUUUUUUUUUCAUUGAUUAUAGGCAUUGUUAAGCCUAGGACUGGGUCGGCGGCGGACGCUUUUCAAAAGUGCACGCCGUCUGGUGGCUGCUGUGCCAAUCAUCAGAGUCUGCCAUUGUUUGGGCACGCACUGUGAGCACACUCUGCUAAAUAUUUCGCCUUCCCUGGCUUUCCCCUUUCCCCCAAGAUAAACAAACAAUCUAUUCUGAGCACGUAUUGUAGGACACGAGGGCUCCGUCGGUGUUCGACGUGAAUGCAGCUUGGCUUGCGUCGAGGACGAGUGGUGCGGCGAGGACUUGGAUGCAGUCACACACUCCGUGUUCAAGAAAUGGCGACCGCCAAUGUUGCUCGACGGGGUUUUGAAAAGGGUCCGACGCCGACGAAAGAUGGAGCUUGUUUAAAAUAUAUCGAGCACUCGAUGACUGUUAUACUGUCGUGAUCGACCUUGCACCGUUCGUGUCAACCGCUGUGCUCUCGAUUGGUGUCAUUGUCGGUAUUGGACGUGAUCACGUGGGCAAGCAAUGGUCAUACGCCGGCCUUUUGCAGACCGUUUGCGGCGUUUCACUUUUGUCGACGUGUUAUAUAUCUAUACGUGCGUUUCAAACGCUUUGUACUUUUAUUGUGGCAUGCCUCGUCGUUGUAUACAACUCUACAAUAAAUAUCUUUUUUUUUUUCUUCA
Messenger RNA from Ixodes scapularis (black-legged tick), 8105 nucleotides. RefSeq lists its product as uncharacterized. Bases 1 to 726 code for a protein of 241 amino acids. The record is from RefSeq and is a predicted model, not a curated record. The transcript has 7 exons. Lineage: Eukaryota; Metazoa; Arthropoda; Arachnida; Ixodida; Ixodidae.